CAAAACUCCAUGUUCUCUUCUACCGAAGUCUUUCUAUAAAAGACUUCGAAAAGAUGCUAAAUUUAUUCGAACUGAUGCACCUAAAGCAAAAGAGCGCGCCAUGCCGGCUCCAGAUUUUUUCGACUGGCGAGCAAGGAAAGUCAUCUCGCCUGUGAAGGCACAAGGUAAAUGUGGCUCAUGUUGGGCAUUUGCUGCUACAGCCACCGUGGAAGCGGCAUGGGCCAUCGCUCAUGGUGAGAUGCGUAAUCUUUCUGAGCAAACGCUGCUUGACUGUGAUCUUGAAGAUAAUGCGUGUGACGGUGGUGAUGAGGACAAGGCAUUUCGCUACAUACAUCGAAAUGGCCUUGCUUAUGCUGACCAUUUACCGUAUGUUGCUCGUCGUCAGAAUACAUGUGAAGUGGAUGGAAAUACAACGAAAAUUGAUGUCGCCUAUUUCCUUCAUCCUGACGAGCAAUCGAUAAUCGAUUGGCUGCUUGGCUUCGGGCCUGUCAAUAUCGGUAUCUCUGUCACGAAGGACAUGCGUGCCUAUAAAGGCGGAGUAUUUACACCGAGUGCAUACGACUGUAAAAAUAAUGUGAUCGGCCUGCAUGCACUGCUGAUAACUGGUUACGGUACAAGUAAAACAGGUGAAAAGUAUUGGAUUGUAAAAAAUAGCUGGGGUAACACAUGGGGAGUUGAGAAUGGUUACGUUUAUUUCGCUCGUGGUAUCAACGCAUGUGGUAUUGAGGACGAACCGAUAGGAAUUUUAGCGUAG
Angiostrongylus costaricensis is the source of this 754-nucleotide messenger RNA. The record is from the annotation of a GenBank genome assembly. NCBI's taxonomy places the organism in Eukaryota, Metazoa, Nematoda, Chromadorea, Rhabditida, Metastrongylidae.